GUUGUUGUUAUCAGUUCUCGUACAGGCUAUUAUGUUGAAAUUUUGGCGCUUUUUUUGCCAAGAGAGAUUUCAGUUUCUAUAUGGUUUUUUAUUCAUUGAUUUAGAUACUUAACUUCUAGAGUGUGUUUCGAAAAUCUAGAAAUGCAAGAAUUGAAUUUUGUUUUGUUAAUUCUUGUGUGUAGAAAGCUUACACUUGCUAUAAUUCAGUUCUUUCGAACUUAAAAAAGAAAAGAGGGUUUUAAAAGGAAUGGAAUCAUGCAUAAAAUGAAAUGAUUUUGCUAGAAUUUAAUUCAAUUGAUUUCUUGCACAUGAUUUAUUCCAAACAAGGCCUCAUGGCCGUAGUUGGUGAAAAUUCAGAAUCAUUUUAGUUGCAUUUCAACUUGACCUUUUCAUUUUGACUUUAGUUUGCCCUUCUUCAGGUCGUCUGCAACUAAGAACUAGGCAUUUUCUAUUUUCUUGGCUCAUUGGAUAGCAACGAACUGUAACAUUUUCUGUUUCUGGUUCUUUUCUUUUCUUUCUUUUCUCCUUUUAAUACGUUUCUUUAUUUUGUUUUCAGUUUCUGGGUGCUUGUAGAGAGCUUCAGGGGUCAAAGAGGAAGGAUUGGUUCAUAUAAGUUGGCAACUCUAAUUCUGUGCUUAUUGCUGGAUAGUCUUUCCAGAUAAUGAUCUCUAAUCAGAAAUGGAGGAUUUAUGUGCUCCUAUUAAUCGAUCAGAUGAAGGAAAUACUGUUUUGGAAAAUUUACUACCUACUGUUGCUUUAGAUCAUCGAUUCCCAGUUGAUUCACAUAAGGGAGUUGUUUAUCGUGAUGCACCAUGGAAAGCUGAGGUUGGACAGUGGCUUUCUGGUUGUGAUUCAAUUACUAAGGAAGUCAAAGUUGUGGAGAUAAUAGGUGGUAGGACGUGCAAAAAUGAUUGUAGUGGUCAAGGUGUUUGUAACCAUGAAUUGGGGGAAUGCCGGUGCUUUCAUGGAUUUAGUGGGGAAGAAUGCUCUGAGAAACUGCAAUUGGAAUGUAAUUACCCCAAAACACCAGAGCUACCUUAUGGGCGGUGGGUUGUCUCCAUUUGCCCUGCUUAUUGUGACACAACAAGAGCAAUGUGCUUCUGUGGAGAAGGCACAAAAUACCCCAAUCGUCCCGUGGCAGAGGCAUGUGGGUUUCAAGUGAACUUACCUUCUGAAUCUGGUGGUCCGAAAUUGACUGACUGGGGAAAGGCUGAUUUGGACAAUAUCUUUACAACAAAUAAAAGCAAACUAGGGUGGUGUAAUGUGGAUCCACACGAAGCAUAUGCUUCAAAGGUGAAAUUUAAAGAGGAAUGUGACUGCAAAUAUGAUGGUCUUUUUGGGCGUUUCUGUGAAGUGCCUGUGCAAAGUAUUUGUAUCAAUCAAUGCUCUGGACAUGGAUAUUGCCGGGGCGGAUUUUGUCAGUGUGACAAUGGCUGGUAUGGAACAGACUGCAGUAUUCCAUCGGUUGUAUCAUCAGUAAGCGAGUGGCCUCAGUGGCUAAGACCUGCUCUCCUUGAUGUUCCUGAUAAUUCACAUGUCAUCCAGAAACUUGUCAAUCUCAAUGCUGUGGUCGAGAAGAAGAGGCCCCUUAUAUACGUAUAUGAUUUACCACCUGAGUUCAACAGUCUACUUCUUGAGGGGCGACAUUUUAAGUUCGAAUGCGUAAACAGAAUUUAUGAUGGUAGGAACGCAACAAUAUGGACUGAUCACCUUUAUGGUGCACAGAUGGCACUGUAUGAAAGUCUUUUAGCCAGUCCAUAUCGAACAUUAAAUGGAGAAGAAGCUGACUUUUUCUUUGUUCCAAUUCUCGAUUCAUGCAUCAUAACACGUGCAGAUGAUGCUCCCCACUUGAGUAUGCAGGAUCAUAUGGGCUUGAGGAGCUCUCUUACUCUGGAAUACUACAGAAAGGCAUAUGAUCACAUUGUUGAGCAUUAUCCUUACUGGAACCGCACAUCAGGAAGGGACCAUAUUUGGUUUUUUUCAUGGGAUGAAGGUGCUUGCUAUGCCCCUAAGGAGAUAUGGAAUAGUAUGAUGUUGGUUCACUGGGGUAAUACAAAUUCAAAGCAUAACCAUUCAACCACAGCCUACUGGGCUGAUAACUGGGAUAAGAUAUCUUCUGAUAGAAGAGGCAGGCAUCCGUGCUUUGAUCCUGAUAAAGAUCUUGUGCUCCCUGCUUGGAAACGUCCUGAUGUCAGUGCUUUGAGCACCAAACUUUGGGCUAGGCCCCUUGAAAGGCGCAAGACAUUGUUCUUUUUUAAUGGAAAUCUUGGACCUGCAUAUCCCAAUGGAAGGCCAGAACUUUCGUAUAGCAUGGGGAUCAGACAGAAACUAGCAGAAGAGUUUGGAUCGAGCCCUAACAAGGAUGGAAAACUUGGGAAACAGCAUGCAGAAGAUGUAAUUGUGACCCCUUUGCGUUCUGAAAACUAUCAUGAGGAUUUAGCCAGUUCUAUUUUCUGUGGGGUGCUGCCUGGGGAUGGUUGGAGUGGCCGUAUGGAAGACAGCAUUUUGCAAGGGUGCAUUCCUGUGAUCAUUCAGGAUGGGAUUUUCCUGCCAUAUGAGAAUGUGCUCAACUACGAGAGCUUUGCUGUUAGAAUCCGUGAAGAUGAAAUUUCAAAUUUGUUAAAGAUUCUUCGGGGAUUUAAUGAGACAGAAAAGGAGUUCAAGUUGGCAAAUGUACGAAAAAUCUGGCAAAGAUUCUUGUAUCGUGAUACAGUGUUGCUUGAAGCUAAGAGACAGAAAACUGCUUUUGGUCAUGAGGAAGAUUGGGAAGUUGAAUUCUUACAAUUAGUUAAUGAUGACGUCUUCACAACAUUUAUACAGAUUCUGCACUACAAGCUGCACAAUGACCCUUGGAGGAGACAACUUAGUCAUCUAAAGAAGGACUUUGGGUUACCACAAGAAUGUCUAAGAACCAAUUGAAGAGCUAAAACACAUAUAGAAAAAUAUUGCUGUAACUGAUGGGUUCCUGAAGUGAAAGAGAGCACAAAUGACAGCUUGUUUACUUCUUGGAAAACCGAACCGGUGGCGGGUACUGCCCUUUAAAGCCAAAUUCUCCCAUUCUGCCAAAUUCUUCUAGCUUACUAACCACAGAUACCUACAGGUAGAAAAAGAUUGUAGCUUUCACCUCAAAAAAAAAGAAAAAAGAAGACAGACUUUCACCAGAGUCACCUGCAUCAUGAUGUAUAAUCGCUCCCGAUGAACAUAUGCUUCAUAUUUUCAGAGUUGUGUUGUUCUGUAGGUUGUUUGCUGGAAAUUCAUUAGAUUCUUAAGAUAGGAAGGAAACUUAAAGCAUCCAAUCACAUGCCAAUAGAUGCAAAAAGGCAAUUGUGUAUUUUGAUGGCUAUGCAUUCUUUUUGGACCGUCUCAUCACAGUAGAAUAGAAAGUGAAACUGUUAAUAGAGUAA
Ricinus communis (castor bean) is the source of this 3404-nucleotide messenger RNA. RefSeq lists its product as uncharacterized. The record is from RefSeq and is a predicted model, not a curated record. Gene Ontology annotation, molecular function: glycosyltransferase activity. Lineage: Eukaryota; Viridiplantae; Streptophyta; Magnoliopsida; Malpighiales; Euphorbiaceae. The coding region runs from base 679 to 2919 and encodes 746 amino acids. The transcript has 15 exons.